Messenger RNA from Sapajus apella (tufted capuchin), 795 nucleotides. RefSeq names its product small integral membrane protein 11A (gene SMIM11). Lineage: Eukaryota; Metazoa; Chordata; Mammalia; Primates; Cebidae. The transcript is spliced from 5 exons. The record is from RefSeq and is a predicted model, not a curated record. Bases 255 to 431 code for a protein of 58 amino acids.
GCGUGCGGAGUGCUGCGUUUCGGGACUUGUAGUUUUCCCAGUGGAAGUCGCGGUUUGUGUGCGGCCGGGCGCUGGAGGCUCCGCCGCCAAGAGCAAUAGGACUGAAGCCCCAGAGGGAAGUCACUUACCAGAGAUGUAGGAGGCUCUUGGGAUCAGACCUUCCAGCUCCCUGGACGUGACCUUCCAGCCGCCUCUCAUGUGCUUGUCAGGUGGGGAUUUGUGUUGAUCAGGAGUGAAUUUACAGUUGCUGUACAAUGAACUGGAAGGUUCUUGAACACGUGCCCCUGCUGCUGUAUAUCUUGGCAGCAAAAACAUUAAUUCUCUGCAUGGCAUUUGCUGGAGUGAAAAUUUACCAAAGAAAAAGAUUGGAAGCAAAACAACAAAAACUGGAGGCUGAAAGGAAGAAGCAAUCAGAGAAAAAAGAUAACUGAAGAUUCUGCAAUGUAAAUGUCAGCUUGUGUGGAUUCCGGCUGAGAAGAAAGAGAAGAGAGACUUAAUCAUUGAACAGUGUAUGAGAGGAUAAACCCCCAACCUAGACCUUUCACUCAAAAUAGUGUAAAUUUGUAUAUGCUUUUGAAAGAACCAGUAUUAGCCGGGCAUGGUGGCUCACGCCUGUAAUCCCAGCACUUUGGGAGGCUUAGGUGGGUAGAUCGCUAAGAGGUCAGGAGUUCAAGACCAGCCUGGCCAACAUGGUGAAACGCUGUCUCUACUAAAAAUACAAAAGUUAGCCAGGUGUAGUGGCACACAUCUGUAAUCCCAGCUACUCUCAAGGCUGAGGCAGGAGAAUUGCUUGAA